This is a messenger RNA of Salvia miltiorrhiza (redroot sage), 1014 nucleotides long. RefSeq lists its product as uncharacterized. The record is from RefSeq and is a predicted model, not a curated record. The transcript has 2 exons. Gene Ontology annotation, biological process: DNA integration. NCBI's taxonomy places the organism in Eukaryota, Viridiplantae, Streptophyta, Magnoliopsida, Lamiales, Lamiaceae. Gene Ontology annotation, molecular function: nucleic acid binding. The coding region runs from base 1 to 1014 and encodes 337 amino acids.
AUGGCCGCCGCGCUCUGGCCUCCCUCUGCUAAACCCAGCUCCGACCAGCCCCAGUUCCCGAUGGUCGACGACCCCCAGGCCGCCGCCGCCCUCUCCUUCCCCGUUCUUCACCGUGGCAAGGCAGCAACGGCAGAGCCGCAGAAAAGUACGGGGUGUUACAAAUAUUUUCUGGUAGCAGUGGACUACGUGUCAAAGUGGGUUGAAGCUAAGGCAGCCGCAAGUAAUGAUGCUCACACCGUGGCAGAUUAUCUGAAGGAUCAAGUGUUCGAGAGGUAUGGUAUACCCAAGAUUCUAAUCAGUGAUCAAGGAUCUCACUUCUGUAAUGCCACCAUUAGAACACUAACCAAGAAGGUGGGGGUGACACACAAAGUCACUACAGCAUAUCACCCCCAAGCAAAUGGCCAAGUUGAGAUUUCCAAUAGAGAGAUAAAGAGCAUUUUGAAAAAGGUGGUACACCAAAACCGUAAGGAUUGGAGCAACCAUUUGGGAGAUGCGUUAUGGGCAUACCGAACUGCUUUUAAAACGCCAAUUGGAAUGUCCCCUUUCAGACUGCUUUAUGGAAAAAGAUGCCAUCUACCUGUGGAAAUUGAACAUAAGCCGUACUGGGCAAUCAAGCAAAUUAACCUCAGUAUGAACCUAGCUGGAGAAAUGCGAAAGUUGCAGCUGAGUGAGUUGGAAGAGCUUCGGUUGGAGGCUUAUGACAAUGUUGUGCUCUAUAAGGAGCGAACCAGGAGAAUCCAUGAUGCCAAGAUCAGAAAGAAGGAAUUCUGGGUAGGACAAAAAGUCCUACUUUUCAAUUCUCGUUUCAAAAUGAUGGUCGGGAAGCUUCGUUCCAAAUGGUCAGGACCGUUUGUCAUCAAAGGGAUUUUUUCAAAUGGAAGCAUAGAGGUGUAUGAUCACAAUGGAGCUGAUACAUUCGUAGUGAAUGGGCAUCGUUUGAAGCCCUACCAUGAACUUACUGAAGUAGAGAAAGAGAAGGAGGAAUGCCACAUUCUCGAUCCUGUGUACGAGUGA